UUAAAUAUUAAAGAAAGAAAAACAAAAGGGUCUUAAAGCCUUUUUGAUUUACCUUUUAAGGACUAAAUUCCGCAAAAAUUCUCUCAGCCGCCCUCUCCUUCCUUCCAACGAUAAGACACAGAGGCGGAGGAACGAAAUCAAUUUUUGUUUUCCUGAUUGUUGAUUGGAUUCUGAUCCAUAUAGUCUCCCAAGGCUCGAUUCCUUCCUUCUUUCUCCAACUGAGUGACAAUGGCUGGCACCAAGGGAUCAGAGAGUGUUAGGAGUUUGAUGAACCCAGGGAAAAGUGCUUUGCUCCCUCCAAAGAUCCCGUUUCCUAGUGGUUUGAUGGGUUCAAGGCUCAGCCACAAGGUUAGUGUUGAGAAAGCUCACCAGCGGACAUCCUCUGAGAGCCAUUUGGUAGAAGAAGAGCUUCCCUUUUGGCUUGAUGAUCUUCUCAAUGAGCCUGAGAGCCCUGCUCGCAAGUCUGGUCAUAGGCGUUCGGCAAGCGACUCUUAUGCUUACCUUGACGUGGCUAAUGCUGCUACAACCAUAAGUGAUUUCAGCUAUAGGAAUCCAGCUGCUUCUAUUCAAAGAGGAAUUCAAGAGCUUGAUCCUAGUCAGGACGCUUCCUUUUACGCUGAUGGUAGUUUCCUGAAGCAGAGGAAUCGACCAUCUGGGGCUCGUCCUUCUUGGACUCGAGAGAGUGUUGGUGGUGGGAAACACAUGGGAGCAUCAUCUUAUAUGUCUCAAGAUGCAACAGCAGAAACAAAGAGGUUCUCUUCUGAGGAAAACAACUCCAAUCCUCAGCCUGGGGCGUAUGAGGCUGAUAAUACAAAACGAGCCAAACAGCAAUUUGCACAACGAUCACGGGUACGUAAGCUCCAGUACAUAUCUGAGCUAGAAAGGAAUGUACAAACAUUGCAGGCAGAAGGCUCCAAAGUUUCAGCUGAGCUUGAUUUUCUCAACCAGAGGAAUCUUAUUCUGAGUUUGGAAAAUAAAGCUCUUAAGCACCGCCUUGAAAGUAUAGCUCAGGAGAAGCUUAUCAAACAGCUGGAACAAGAGGUGCUGGAAAGGGAGAUUGGAAGACUACGAGCUCUGCAUCAACAACAACAGCAUACUCGUCAACAAUCAGCAAGUCACAAACGUGCAAGUAGCAAAGAUCUGGACUCUCAAUUCUCGACUCUUUCCCUGAACGCUAAAGAUUCCAACUGCAGGCGUGACUCUUUAUCUGUGAUGGGUCAGUUCCACUUUUAGUCAGUGUAUCUGAGUGUCUCUCUACCCACGGGUUCAUUAGCUCUAAGAGGGCAUGCCGUUUCAACAAGAUCAGGCCCUACUCUAUUGUCUCGUAAUGCUCCCUCACUUUUUUUUAUGGUCUAGUGCACCUGGUUUCCGUUACCUGAAAACCUAUAUUACUUCCAGCAUAUGGCUUGCCUGAGGUGCUUUAGUUUGAAGAUCAUACACCUGGACUUCAUUAAUCUGGUGUUGUUGUGGUGACUUGUGGUUUGGUAAAAGAUACACUGAUAUGUGGAGUUGUACUGUUUAUUUGUUUGUAUUUUAUGUAACUGGUCAAAUGGUGCAUUCCCGUGGAGUGAAUGGUUCAUGUAAAGUUGAUGACGUUGUAAACUUCCCCCAAGUGUGAGGAUAAUUUGAUUGCUUGAGAAUUGCUGAA
This is a messenger RNA of Brassica napus (rape), 1648 nucleotides long. RefSeq lists its product as uncharacterized. NCBI's taxonomy places the organism in Eukaryota, Viridiplantae, Streptophyta, Magnoliopsida, Brassicales, Brassicaceae. Bases 229 to 1233 code for a protein of 334 amino acids. Gene Ontology annotation, biological process: regulation of DNA-templated transcription. Gene Ontology annotation, molecular function: DNA-binding transcription factor activity. The transcript is spliced from 5 exons. The record is from RefSeq and is a predicted model, not a curated record.